Coniophora puteana RWD-64-598 SS2 is the source of this 1671-nucleotide messenger RNA. RefSeq names its product propionyl-CoA carboxylase. Lineage: Eukaryota; Fungi; Basidiomycota; Agaricomycetes; Boletales; Coniophoraceae. Bases 1 to 1671 code for a protein of 556 amino acids. The transcript has 11 exons. The record is from RefSeq and is a predicted model, not a curated record. Gene Ontology annotation, molecular function: propionyl-CoA carboxylase activity.
AUGUCAGACGGAACGAAACCCAAGAGCAAGGACGAGGGCGUGAAGGAUGACGGCAAGGACUGGAAGCCAGCGCUCGCCGAGCUCGACCACGUCCACUCCCUCGUGCGCACCGCCAACUCCAACGACCCAGGCUACGCGCGCCAAAAAGCCGCCAACAAGCUCUGGGUGCGCGAGCGCCUCGACGCCCUCCUCGACGCGCGCUCCUUCUCCGAAGUAGGCUCUGUCACCGGGACGCCGGUGUACGACGGCGAUGGGAAGCUACGCGAGUUCCGGCCUGCGAACGCUAUUAUGGGCUUUGGGAGGGUCAACGGGCGCCGUGUAUUUGUUACGGCGGACGAUUUUACUGUGCGCGGAGGGCAUGCGGAUGGGGGGAUACAGAUGAAGGCGCCGGCGGGCGAGAUCCGCCUCCUGGACGGGUCAAGUGGAGGCGGAAGCGUCGCGACGUAUCUCACCAUGGGCGCGACGUACAUCCCACUCCUCCCUGGGCUUAAUCAAAGCAUGUAUGCGCUGUCGACCGUCCCCGUAGCUAGCGCCCUGCUCGGACCUGUCGUCGGGUUGGCAGCCGCAAAGGCAGCCAUGAGCCACUUCAGUGUAAUGGUCAAAGGCCUCAGUCAGCUCUUCGCCGCCGGCCCACCCGUCGUCCGCCAAGCCACAUUCGAAGACCUCUCCAAAGAAGACCUCGGCGGCUGGCACGUGCACGCGACGAACGGCACCGUCGACAACGUCGCCCUCUCGGAACCCGACGCGUUCGCGCAGAUCGCGCGCUUCCUCUCGUUCCUCCCGCAGUCCGUCUUCGAGCUACCGCCUCGCGAAAACGACGGCGGUACUGCAGAUCCGGUGGACAGGCGCGAGGAGGCGCUGGUCAGUGUUAUACCGCGGCGGAGAGCGCGCACGUAUGAUGUCAGGAGCAUCGUGCGGAUGGUCGUUGAUAAGGCGCAGGAUAAGGAGGGUGAGGAGGGGUCGACGUUCUUUGAGAUUGGGGCGACGUGGGGGCGGGGGGUCGUUACUGGGCUCGCGCGCCUCGGCGGGUGGUCUGUGGGUGUGCUGACGAGCGACUGUACGGUCGGCGGAGGCGCGCUGGAUGCGCUUGGGAGUCAGAAGGUGGCGCGGUUUGUGGGGAUGUGUGAUCAUUUUGGGUUACCGAUACUUAACCUCGUGGAUCAACCGGGGUUUGCAGUUGGGUCCGCAGCCGAACACACCGCAACGAUCCGCCACGGCGCCUCCGCAAUGGCCGCCCUGUGGAACGCGAGCGUACCCCUCUACACCGUCAUAAUGCGACGCGCAUUCGGCGUAGCAGGCGGCGCGUUCGCCGACCCCUCAGACGGAAAGAACACGCGCGUGGCUUGGUGCUCGGGCGACUGGGGCUCGCUCCCGCUCGAAGGCGGCAUCGAGGCGGCCUACAAGCGCGAGCUCGACGCGGCGCCGACGCCACAGGCGAGAGAAGUGCGCAUGCAGGAGCUGCUAGACCAGUUCGAGGGCGUGCGCGCGCCGUUGCGCACUGCGCGCCAGUUUGGGAUCGAUGAGAUUGUCGAUCCGAGGGAUACGAGGAGGUUGGCUUGUGAGUGGGUGGAGCAUGUGUACACGGCCGUGUUGCCAUCUAGGUUGGCGGUGAAGCAAGUUGCCUACGGGUGGACAGGUAGGACGCCGGUGGGGCAGGGUUACAAGUUAUAA